Messenger RNA from Closterium sp. Naga37s-1, 1314 nucleotides. The record is from the annotation of a GenBank genome assembly. Lineage: Eukaryota; Viridiplantae; Streptophyta; Zygnematophyceae; Desmidiales; Closteriaceae.
AUGACUCGAUUCAAGCAGCAGAGGAGGCAGUCGACAGAGGCAGCGCUGUCCGCGGGUGGCGAUGGCGCAACCCCAAUCCUCCUCUUCCGCAUCGCCAUUCCCGAGGUAAGAGAAGAUAUUGGGGGAGCACUAGCGCCAGAAGAACUCGUGGCAGACCGCCUUGUGAGCGUCAAGUGGGCGGCAACGGCUGUCCUCUUCCUCUUCUUCGGCUGCCCGAUAUUCCUCCCCGCGCCUCCAACCGACUGCCAGUACCUCGCGCCAUUACUCCCCCACUCCGCCUCCGCCUCUUCCCCCAGCACCCCUCCGCCACCCUCCCCCCUGCACCACUGCGCCAUGGGGUAUGUCGCCACCGCAGGCGUCGUGGGGGGCGGAAGGCCAGGGGCAGCGCGGUACGUGGUGACAGUAGCGGAUGACGCUAUAGAGGGUGCACCCGAGGGGAGUCUGAGGUGGGCAGUGGCGAACCUCGGGGGAGGGACUGCGGGAGGGGGGGAGCAGCAGGGGCUGUACGUGACGUUCAACCGGUCGAUGACGAUUCGGCUCAAGUCGCGGCUGUUCCUGGCGUCGCACACCACGAUUGACGGGCGGGGCGUGCGUGUGAGGCUGCUGGGCAACGGGCUGGUGCUGCAGAACGUGACUAACGUCGUCAUCCACAACAUUGAAAUUGGGAACCAGCCUGGGGAUCAUGACGUGCUUCCCAUUCGCAGCAGCCAGGUGGUGUGGAUCGACCACUGCCACGUGUACAACGGCCACCGCGGCACUGUAGACGUUGUCUACAACUCCACGGAUGUGACUAUAUCGAAUUGCCGCAUCCACAACCACCGCUUGACCAUGCUCCUGUGGGCAGACGACUCGCAUGAGUACGACCGCAACAUGCGCGUUACGGUGUAUCGCAACUGGUUUGAGAAAUCCGGGCAGCGCCAGCCGCAUUGCCGCUGGGGGCAGUGCCAUGUGGCGAAUAAUUUGUACACCGACUGGGCGUUCUACUGCCUUGGUGGGAGAGUCUUUGCUAAGAUUCGGUCAGAUGGGAAUGUUUUCAGGGCAGGGCGGGCACGGAAGGAGGUGACGCCGUGGUUUGGAGAAGCAAGUUUGACGACUCCUGGCUUUGACAAUACGCCAACAAUCCUGUCGUAUGGCGAUCUGCUGUUGAAUGGGGCUACCUUUCACCAGUUUGAAGGGAAGGAGCCCAUGUUUGAUCCGCCUUACCGGCUUCCUCUCUAUGAUGCCUCGGCUCUCAUGGAGACCUUCCUUAGGCAGAGUGCCGGUCCGCAAUACCCAUUCAAAUUCAUUAGAUCUUACUUUGAUUGGGAUGCCUAA